AUGCCCACCUUAUACGUUUCUCAAACAGAUCCCAUUACUGGACGUACGACCAUCGAACUGAUAGACUCUGAAGAACACAGUUUUCAGUCUGGACCUGAGCGUUCGCUCUCUGUCAAGCUUGACUCUAUCAUCACACGCGCUUCGAGAUACUUAGACUCAGACGAAGCACCACCUCACUACCUGCUCGCUCAACUUCCGAACUCUCAGACCGCUUGUCCCCUAUUCACUGUCAUACCUUCAGAAAUCCGACACUACAUCUUCCACCUCGCCCUCCUCGAGCAAGAUGACGUCUCCCAUCCUAUCCCGCUCCACUCCGACAUCCACCGCCCCUCCAUCCAAUUUCCCAAGAUAUUCCCUGGAAUGGGACUUCUCCGCACCUGCAAGCUCAUCUACCUGUCCACCCACCUCCUCCCCAUCCUCACCACCACGCACCGUGACUGGCAACAAUUCCCAGGACCUCCGUACACUGUCAGCGUUCCAGCCGGCAUCAGAGCGAAGAAUACGCGAGAGAGAUGGGCUCUGAUGACGAAGGAGCAGAAAAGGGCGGUGGUCAGGAUACAUGUUUACGCCUCGCAGUAUUGGCUGGAGAGGGAGUGUUAUCCUUUUAAUCCGGAUUAUCGGAAAAUGAGGCUGGCAGGCUUGAAGCCGAGGAGUUUUGCUGUUACGGUUCGGUGGGAUGACUGGUCGAAGCUAGGGAGGAGUGACGACGACAACAGCGGUGGGGGCGAUGACGAUGGGGGUAUGAGAGCGCAUGUUUCACACUAUGAGGAGAAAUGGAGAGCUUGGUUCAGCACUUUCGGUGAGAGCCUGGAGGAGAUGGUCAUGGAGCUCGAAACGACGGAGGAGAAGAAGGACGAGCUCGAGAGAGAAGUGGAACGUCUGAGAAAGUGGAGGCUAGGGCCAUUGGGAGAUGGAGGAAAGGUUUGGGGGACGGAUGAAGUGGAGGUGAAGAGAGAGAUCUGGAAAGGAUUUAUUUCCGGUGUGGAAGAAACUCCAGGCGACCGUACGAUGAUGCAGAAUUACUAUGCGGCGACGGUAACGUGGAAGCCUCUGAGUGAGGAGCCGAGCUUGUAGAAACGUUUUCUUCGCAUAUCUUUUCUUGCUCUCUUCAUAAUCUGCUGGGAUCCGC
This is a messenger RNA of Stereum hirsutum FP-91666 SS1, 1129 nucleotides long. RefSeq lists its product as uncharacterized. The transcript has a single exon. The coding region runs from base 1 to 1074 and encodes 357 amino acids. The record is from RefSeq and is a predicted model, not a curated record. Lineage: Eukaryota; Fungi; Basidiomycota; Agaricomycetes; Russulales; Stereaceae.